UAGCUAUCCGGAAAGCAUCAGUACUAGUUGAAAUUAUUUCGUUUACCUACAAUGUAAAUACUCAGGUAGACGGUGGAGUGCUCAUUGAUCAGUUAAUGUUUCGGUUGGGAACAACAAACAACACUGUUGUAGAAUCAAAAGUCAUUGGGUCAUACCUACAUAGUAUCGAUAAAAAGUGUAUUGUGUUUGUGGAAGGGUGUUGACUUUUUGUUUAUUGCCAAGCAGAUUCCAAAGUCCAUCGAUCAGCUUAAACAUUUCUAUCGCCAUAGGUUCAUCAGCGGUCAAAAUCACUAAAUUAGUGAAGCAGAACAUUGAUCGAAAAUGAAUCGUGACAGUAUUUACCAUCUACCCGAGGGGUGCCAAGAAUCUACCUUUUGUUACGAUGAUUCACUGCCGGCUCUUCCGUUGCCCAAAUUGGAAGACACACUUCAACGGUACUACGAAUCUUUGAAACCAUUUGGCACUGAGGAGGAGCUUAAAAACUCAUUGGAUGUUAUAAAGAAGUUCAAAAAUGGUAUCGGAGCGAAAUUACACCGCAACCUUGAGGAGAAAGCCAAACAUGAAAGAAAUUGGGUUGAUAAAUGGUGGGAGGAUUAUGCCUAUCUAACGUUGCGUAUGCCGUUGAUGCCCUAUUGUGUAAUGGCUCAGCCAUUGAUGUUUGAAGCAGUUGGACUCGAUCCAAUCCCGGAGAACUUUUUGAAAAGUGCCGCACUGUGUUCUACAAUUAAUAUGCAAUUCUGGAAAUUGUUACGAGCUGAAAAAUUAAGACCUAUUGUGAGUGCCGAAAAGAACAUAAAGUUUUCUUCAGAUCUCUAUAGACGCCUGUUCAAUACGGUUCGAACUCCAGGCCUAGAAAUGGAUAAAAUAGAGAGCUAUUUUAAAACUGAAAAGGAAGGCCAUUGUCCCUCCCAUAUUUUAGUGAUCUAUAAAGGAAGGAUAUUUAAAAUCGAUGGUCUUUUUGAAGAUGGGGAGAUUCUGGCUCCACAGGAUUUCUUGUUAUGUUUCCAGCAAAUACAGCAAAGGGUAGAUAGUGAAGAAACCAGUGACACAGGAGUAGCACUGUUGACUAAUGACGACAGAACCACGUGGGCGCGCAAUCGGUCACACUUGCUAGAACUUUCCAAGAACAACAAAAACGUAAUGAAGGAUAUAGAGAGUGCCAUUUCUUUGUUCUCAUUUGAUACCCAUUGUCCGAAUGAUCAUUCGGAAGUGGCAGCCAUCACAUUGGCUGGUGAUUUACAGUCGAGAUGGGCGGACAAAAGUUGCGCAACGGUAUGUUUCAAAAAUGGAAAAAUGGGUUGUAUAGGGGAACAUUCCUGUUACGAUGGAACGAUUUCCAUGUCGAUGAGUCUCUACGCUAUGCUCAGCAUAUUUGAAGAUGGAAUUCCCGAUUGGACAAUACCUCCGAGGAAGUUGGUACAACCAGUUGAACUAGUAUUUGAUUUGGACGAAGAAAUUCGACAAGAAAUCGAUCGGAUGUGGGAGGUUUCUAAUAAAGUGCAAAAUUGUGUCUCAGUCACUGUAGACCAAUUCACCGGAUAUGGCAAGGAGUACAUGAAGUCGAAGAAACUUCAUCCGGAUUCUUGGAUUCAGACUGCGUUGUUGCUGGCCUAUUAUAGGCUUCAUCGUUCUUUUGCACCCACAUACGAAACAGCAAUGAUGCGUCAAUACUAUAAAGGAAGAACAGAGACUUGUCGCUCUUGUAGCAUUGAUUCAGUCAAUUUUAUCAAUGCUAUGGAAAACCCUCAGGAGGCGAUCAGUGUUAAAGCUAAAUUAUUCCGAGCCGCGGCGAAUCGACAAAUGGACCUUAUGAAUGAGGCUAGGAAAGGAAACGGUUUUGAUAGACAUCUGUUUGGUCUAUGGUGUGUGGCGUACGAUCAAGGGCUGCCGAUUCCUGAGCUAUACGAUGACCCACUGUACAGCAAAAGUGGCGGAGGUGGCAAUUUCAUUCUGUCAACUAGUACACUAGGUUUUACAAUCAACUGCGGUUUUGUGGCACCCAUGUGCAUGGAUGGAUACGGUUGCUUCUAUUCAAUGCUAAGUGAUAAUGUUUGGUCUAUCAUGACUGCUUAUAAGGAUUCUGAAGUCACAAGCUGUCAUAAAUUGCGCGCCGCGUUCCAUCAGGUAAUGGAAGACAUCAGAAGCGUGCUGGAUGCUGAACAACAUGCCAAUCUUUAAUCCAUAGAAGAACUUGCAUUAUACAAAUUCGACGGGUAUUAGGUGCAAAAUAUUGUAGUAUGAUGGUAGGUAUUUUUACAAUAUGGUAGGAAGGUGAUUAAAAAUGUAUAUGAAAAUAACUCAGUAUGAGAUAAUCGUUUCAUGGAAGUAGAAUGCAAAGCAUCGACGUAGAAAAUACUGUUUUCAAUAUUUGACUCCAGGUUUUAAAAGCAA
Armigeres subalbatus is the source of this 2391-nucleotide messenger RNA. Its product is annotated as peroxisomal carnitine O-octanoyltransferase. The transcript is spliced from 5 exons. NCBI's taxonomy places the organism in Eukaryota, Metazoa, Arthropoda, Insecta, Diptera, Culicidae. The coding region runs from base 322 to 2178 and encodes 618 amino acids. Gene Ontology annotation, molecular function: carnitine O-octanoyltransferase activity. Gene Ontology annotation, cellular component: peroxisome. The record is from RefSeq and is a predicted model, not a curated record.